UUUGCUUGAACAUUCUAGUGUCUACACUUGGUCAUAGUCACCGCAGAAUAAAAUUUAGUCGCAGGUGUUCGUGUUUUCUCUUGUAACGCCAUGUCUUACAAUUACGUGGUUACAGCACAGAAGCCCACAGCCGUCAAUGCCUGCAUCACUGGGCAUUUCACCUCUGCUGAAGACCUGAACCUACUCAUCGCCAAGAACACACGUCUAGAGAUCUAUGUGGUGACAGCGGAGGGGCUGCGACCCGUUAAGGAAGUUGGCAUGUACGGCAAGAUUGCCGUCAUGGAGCUCUUUCGACCCAAGGGCGAGAGCAAGGACCUGCUGUUCAUCUUGACAGCCAAGUACAACGCCUGCAUCCUGGAGUACAAGCAGAAUGGGGAAAACAUCGACAUCAUCACCAGGGCCCACGGCAAUGUGCAGGACCGGAUUGGGCGUCCCUCGGAGACGGGCAUUAUUGGCAUCGUAGAUCCAGAGUGCCGCAUGAUUGGCCUGCGGUUGUAUGACGGUCUUUUCAAGGUCAUCCCCCUGGACCGAGACAACCGUGAGCUCAAGGCCUUCAACAUCCGCCUGGAGGAGCUACAGGUCAUCGACGUCCACUUCCUGUAUGGCUGUCAGGUCCCCACAGUCUGUUUCAUCUACCAGGACCCCCAAGGGCGCCAUGUGAAGACAUACGAGGUGUCCCUGCGGGAGAAGGAGUUUAACAAGGGGCCGUGGAAGCAGGAAAAUGUGGAGGCUGAAGCAUCCAUGGUCAUUCCAGUGCCAGAGCCAUUUGGGGGAGCUAUAAUCAUUGGGCAGGAGUCUAUCACUUAUCACAAUGGGGACAAAUACCUGGCCAUAGCACCCCCUACUAUCAAGCAAAGCACUAUCGUGUGCCACAACCGUGUGGACCCCAAUGGCUCCCGCUACCUCCUGGGGGACAUGGAGGGUCGGCUUUUCAUGCUUCUGCUUGAGAAGGAGGAGCUGAUGGAUGGUGCUGUGGUGCUCAAGGACCUGAGGGUGGAGCUGCUGGGUGAGACGUCCAUUGCUGAGUGUCUCACGUACCUGGACAAUGGUGUGGUCUUUGUGGGAUCCCGGCUUGGAGACUCUCAGCUAGUCAAGCUGAAUGUGGACAGCAAUGAUCAGGGUUCCUAUGUGGCAGUGAUGGAGACCUUCACUAACCUGGGGCCCAUUGUGGACAUGUGUGUGGUGGACCUGGAGAGGCAAGGCCAGGGGCAGCUGGUCACCUGCUCUGGAGCAUUCAAGGAGGGGUCCCUGAGGAUCAUCCGGAAUGGCAUUGGUAUCCACGAGCAUGCCAGCAUCGAUCUUCCAGGGAUCAAAGGGCUAUGGCCUUUGCGCUCGGAGGCAGGGCGUGAGACCGAUGACAUGCUGGUGCUCUCCUUUGUGGGCCAAACCAGGGUGCUGAUGCUGAGCGGAGAGGAAGUAGAGGAGACUGAACUUCCCGGCUUUGUUGACAAUCAGCAGACUUUCUACUGUGGAAAUGUGGCUCAUCAACAGCUCAUCCAGAUCACCUCGGGGUCUGUACGUCUGGUGAUGCAGGACACCAAAGCCCUGGCGAGUGAGUGGAAAGAGCCUCAGGGCAGGAACAUCAGCGUGGCUGCAUGCAACGCCACCCAGGUGGUGCUAGCUGUAGGCCGAGUGCUGUACUACCUGGAGAUUCACAGAGGAGAGCUGAAACAGAUCAGCUUGACGGAGAUGGAACACGAAGUUGCCUGCCUGGACAUUACACCACUGGGGGAGGGGGGAGAGUCCCCCCUUUGUGCGGUGGGGCUGUGGACAGACAUCUCUGCACGUAUCCUCAAGCUGCCGUCCUUCUCCACCGUCCACACGGAGAUGCUGGGAGGAGAGAUCAUCCCGCGCUCCAUCCUCAUGACCACAUUCGAAGGAAGCCACUAUCUGCUCUGUGCCCUGGGUGACGGAGCACUUUUCUACUUUGGCCUGGACCUCCAAAGCGGUGUCCUGAGUGAGCGUAAGAAGGUGACUUUGGGAACCCAGCCCACUGUUCUGCGAACAUUUCGCUCUCUCUCCACGUCCAACGUGUUUGCUUGCUCCGACCGGCCCACCGUCAUCUACUCCAGCAAUCACAAGCUAGUCUUCUCCAACGUCAACCUCAAGGAGGUCAACUACAUGUGUCCCCUCAACUCAGAGGGAUACCCUGACAGUCUUGCUCUGGCCAAUAACUGCACUCUGACCAUUGGGACCAUUGAUGAGAUCCAGAAGCUGCACAUUCGCACUGUCCCACUGUAUGAAUCCCCUAGGAGGAUCUGCUAUCAGGAGAUGUCUCAGUGUUUCGGGGUGCUGUCCAGCAGGGUGGAGAUGCAGGAUGCCAGCGGAACCACUUCUGCAGUCCGUCCCAGCGCUAGUACUCAGGCCCUCUCCACCAGUGUUAGCUCCAGCAAGCUGUUCCCCAGCAGCACCUCCCCCCACGAGACCUCCUUUGGGGAGGAGGUGGAGGUGCACAGCCUACUGGUGGUGGACCAGCACACUUUUGAAGUCCUCCAUGCUCACCAAUUCCUGCAGAGUGAGUAUGCACUCAGCAUGGUGUCCUGCCGCCUGGGCAGAGACCCUUCCGUCUACUUCAUCGUCGGCACAGCAAUGGUUUACCCUGAGGAGGCGGAGCCUAAACAGGGGCGCAUCAUUGUUUUCCAUUAUACUGACGGAAAGCUGCAGACAGUAGCAGAGAAGGAGGUGAAGGGAGCGGUGUACUCCAUGGUGGAGUUCAACGGCAAGCUGCUGGCCAGUAUCAACAGCACUGUGCGUUUGUAUGAGUGGACAGCAGAGAAGGAGCUGAGGACAGAGUGUAACCACUAUAACAAUAUCAUGGCGCUGUAUCUGAAGACCAAGGGAGACUUCAUCCUGGUGGGGGACCUGAUGAGGUCUGUGCUACUGCUGGCUUACAAGCCUAUGGAGGGCAACUUCGAGGAGAUCGCUCGAGACUUUAAUCCCAACUGGAUGAGUGCAGUGGAGAUCUUGGAUGACGAUAACUUCCUUGGAGCAGAGAAUGCCUUCAACCUGUUUGUGUGUCAGAAAGACAGUGCAGCCACCACAGAUGAGGAGCGUCAGCACCUGCAGGAGGUAGGCGUGUUCCACCUGGGGGAGUUUGUGAACGUGUUCUCCCAUGGCUCACUGGUGCUGCAGAACUUGGGCGAGAGCUCCACCCCCACUCAGGGCUCCGUGCUGUUCGGCACCGUCAAUGGCAUGAUCGGCUUGGUGACCUCUCUGUCAGAAAGCUGGUACAGUCUGCUGAUGGACCUGCAAAACAGACUCAACAAGGUCAUCAAAAGCGUGGGCAAGAUUGAGCACAGCUUCUGGAGAUCCUUCCACACCGAGAGGAAGACGGAGCAAGCAACAGGUUUCAUUGAUGGGGACCUGAUAGAGAGCUUCCUGGACCUUGGUCGGGCCAAGAUGCAGGAGGUGGUCAGCAGUUUACAGAUCGACGAUGGCAGUGGCAUGAAACGUGAGGCCACCGUUGAUGAGGUCAUCAAGAUCGUGGAAGAACUGACCAGGAUUCACUAGCCACGUGUCCUGAGGGGUGGAGUUUGGGGGGAAGGGCAGGGGGCGCAUUGUAAAUAACUAUAAAUAUACAGUGAAUAUACAGGAAUUGACUGUACACCCCUUGUUCUAGCACCCACAUGUAUGCUCUCACUUUGCCCCACCACCCAGGAUAGUUAAAACCCAGAGAGAGCUACAGUAGCUUGGCAUAUAACAAGGUAAAAUCUGUUAUAUCGCCCAGAUCGUUUGGUUACUGUUAGACUUGAUGGAUUGGUGUAAAAAGCAGAGUUUUGCAAGCACAAGGACAGGAUUUGUGUGCAGAACUGGGCUAAGUGGUUUUUCUAGAUGGCUCUGGAGGGAGGUUUUCAAGUGGGAAAGAGAUUGGAAAGACUUGCUGCUCCAGUCCAGGUAGUCCAAAAUGAGACCAUCUGAGGCAGUUGAUGGUUGCAGUGAAGAGAUGGGCCAGACGGGGCUGGAUUCCUUGUUUUGUGUUUGUGAAAAAUUUCUGUUUCUUUAAAUAAAGUUUGGAGCAGUACCACUGUAUUCUCUUUGUGUAAGAAGAAGGAAUGUAUAGCAUUAAGGAGGUAAUGUUUCAUCUUUUUGUCAAUUUUUACCAGCAUGUUUGGCACUGGGAAACAACAGGUUUAUUUCUACCUUUAAUAAUAACACGUUGUGAUUGAAGAAAUACAGAUGCAGCCUUUCAGAACAUUUGCAGAGAGCAGGUGCACUCUAACAGUGUUAUCUUCAGGAAUAACCCCCUAUUUUUUCUGGGCUUUUAGAGUGCACAUAUAAAAUAUUUAAGGUUGUCUUUUCAUUGAAUUAAAAACUCACUGCUGGUGUCUGACCGACCACAGUAUAUCCACUGCAGUUUUAAAAUGAAGGAAGUGUGAAUGAGGGAAAGGGACUACUCCCUCAUUCAAAGGGACUACUAAUGUUCAUGACAGUGACUCCACAGAAACCUAUUAAAUUUACAAUUACAAGUGGUGAAAGGGAUCUUAGGAUUGGAUGUCUAGGCUUUCAGACUCGAACACAAAUAGGAUGUGCAUUUUAAGGCCAUAACCGGGCCAAGCCUGACAAUGUGACAGCACCCAAACCCAAUGUGCAUACAUGUUGCUGCCAGAUUAUUCAGUCCUGCCGACCUUGUGAAAGCAUUAAAAUGUACUGGGAGACAGAGGAAACUCCAAACCCUAUAUAAACACAGUAUAUUUACAUUUAGUAUUUAGUAUUUACAGCAAGCAAGUCUGCUUACCCUUAAAAUUACCUUACUGGCUAGCUGGCUUGCUAGCUAAGUAGUAUGAACAGCAUUGAAUGCAUGAGAGACAACAUUAGACAUCCACAUUAAAGUUCUUGGCUAACAUGAAAGCACCCCAGCAAUUCAAGAGGAGAAAUAUUGCAUAUUACUGGUGAGUGGUGGUCCAAUCUGUCUUUCCCUAAAAGCUAUUCAUAAAUUUGCUUAGUUAUGUUAAGAUGGAUAAGCUACAGCUAGAAUGGACUUAAUGACUGACUUCCCACAUCUGUUUCAAUACCAUUGUUAGGUCUCCCUUUAGGAUCUUCCAUUGCUUUAGCAUGCAUUUUGCACUGUUAGGCAAUUUUUUCCCUUCCAGAAUGGUAUGUUGCAUAGUCAUGACGACAUACAGUGGCUUGAAGUAAAAGUAAGUAUUUGAAAAGUAUUAAACCCGCACACAGAUGAUUUCUACAACCUGAGAUUUUAACUAAUUAGAUUUUUUUUAUUUAUGAAUCACUCAACUGUAACAGUG
Molecule: messenger RNA, 5243 nt
Organism: Megalops cyprinoides (Indo-Pacific tarpon)
Lineage: Eukaryota; Metazoa; Chordata; Actinopteri; Elopiformes; Megalopidae
Gene: ddb1
Product: damage-specific DNA binding protein 1
Exons: 27
Coding region: 91-3510 (1139 amino acids)
Biological process (GO): proteasome-mediated ubiquitin-dependent protein catabolic process; DNA repair
Cellular component (GO): nucleus; site of double-strand break
Molecular function (GO): protein binding; nucleic acid binding
Source: RefSeq, a predicted model, not a curated record